Hylaeus anthracinus is the source of this 1244-nucleotide messenger RNA. RefSeq names its product SPRY domain-containing SOCS box protein 3-like. The transcript is spliced from 6 exons. Bases 188 to 1042 code for a protein of 284 amino acids. Gene Ontology annotation, cellular component: SCF ubiquitin ligase complex. The record is from RefSeq and is a predicted model, not a curated record. Gene Ontology annotation, biological process: proteasome-mediated ubiquitin-dependent protein catabolic process. Gene Ontology annotation, molecular function: protein binding. NCBI's taxonomy places the organism in Eukaryota, Metazoa, Arthropoda, Insecta, Hymenoptera, Colletidae.
UUUGUAAGUCGUAUAGCUAUAUCGUUGUAUGCUGUAUAAAUGCUUAGCACAGUGUUUUGUUUUUCCGUUACUUUCGUUCUAUCUCCUCUCAGAGUUUAACAAGUAUUCCUUUCGUAUUCGAUAACUCGUUUGAAAUUCUUCAUACCACGUUUCUCGAGAAGUCGUGAGAACAUUUGAAUCGAAUAUUAUGAAUGUCGAACACGAUCUAAGACGAUUUGUGCAGUACGAAAGCUUCUGUAACUGCAAGCCGCAAGACUGUCGUUGCGGUGAAAACGAUGCAACACAUGAAUGGACAUGGGACGAAAAGUUGGCCACACAUACUGUCGCCUUGUCAGGAAAAAAUUUAGAAGUUAUGUUUCACAGUGGGUAUAGCAGUGGUACAGCUGGUGUGAGGGGCACUAAACCUUUAGAAAAAGGAAAGCUACAUUACUGGGAACUUAAGAUGCUUACCCCUGUUUAUGGGACAGACAUAAUGGUUGGAGUUGGAACAAGCAAAGUAGAUCUGAAUGGGAAAAGCGAUACCUUUUGUUCCUUGCUUGGACUUGAUAAGGAAUCUUAUGGUUUUUCUUAUCAAGGAUAUGUACAACAUGGCGAUGAAAAACGAAAGUAUGGUUGCUGCUUUGGGCAAGGCAGCUUAGUUGGUAUAUACUUGAAUACAUGGAGGGGCACUUUAGAGUUUUUCGUGAACAGGGAACCUCUUGGCAUUGCUUUUACCGGACUACAAGAUGUCAUGUUGUAUCCUAUGGUAUCUUCUACUGCCGCCCAGAGUAUGAUGAGACUAACUCAUGCGUGUUCCAUUCCAGUAUCUUUGCAAACAGAAUGUUUGGCUGUGUUAAAAUCUCCGCAACGAGAAUACUUAGCGACUAUGUUUCCGGGACUACGGUAUCUCUCGGGGAAUAUUAUUGCAGAUAUAUUGAAAUCAAAAUUAAAAGAUGAGGACAAAGAGAAGGACGAUCUAAAGUCCCGAACGGACCAUAUGAUACUUGACGAUUAUGACUAUGCCCUAGUAGGUAUUAGUAGGAGAAAGAGAAAGAGGAUAUAAAUUACAACGACGUAUAUCUUCUUCUUCUUCUUACUUUUUUUUUCAUACUUCUUACAUUCGCAAAAGUUCUAUAUUUUAUACGUUUUAUAUUAUAUUACUUAACUAUUUUUUGUACACUUGUAUUAUAUGUAUAUACUAAAAAGAGUUAUAUCAUAAAAAUAUAAGUAACAAAGAAGCUUGCUAACAUGCAAGACGAAACUUA